Messenger RNA from Saccostrea cuccullata (small rock oyster), 1120 nucleotides. RefSeq names its product heat shock 70 kDa protein 12B-like. The record is from RefSeq and is a predicted model, not a curated record. The transcript is spliced from 2 exons. Lineage: Eukaryota; Metazoa; Mollusca; Bivalvia; Ostreida; Ostreidae. The coding region runs from base 566 to 1120 and encodes 184 amino acids.
AAUCUGCGCAUUCCUUGUGUAGGAAAACAUAUUUCUGAUGACUAUGACAAACAUAAAGUGGUCCCAUUCCGACAAAAAAAGUCAACUUUAAUUUUUCGUAAGUGCACAGCACAUCAAACAAGAGACAGUGAGUUUCACUGUGAAACAUGCGAAACCUCUGUGUGUUCGUUGUGCACUAUAUCUGAUAAUAUAAGGGACAUGUCAUUUUAACUCUUUCUGAUCUCUUUUAUCCAAAGAGGAAAGUUAUUAGAAAAGAUGCUGAAGAAUUAGAAAACUUACUUUCUCCAACGUAUGCAGAAAUUGCAAAUGAAAUAGAAACCCAGAUAGCUAACUUAGAUGGGGAAUAUGGUAAUCUUACAACAACGUUGAUCAAAUGUGGAGAUGAAUGGCACAGAGAAGUCGACUUAAUUGUCAAGAAAUUAAGAAUUGAAAUAGAGAAAGAAAAAUCGAAGCAUUAUAGUAUUCUAAAGGAUCAUUUGAAAGAAAUUAAACAGAUACAGACUAUUAUUGAACAAACACUUCUAAAUCUUGAACAAUUGAAAAUUCAAAUGAUGUAUCGUUGACCAUGGAAUACAUCUCACGAACCAAGGAAUUAAGCAAACUGCCUCCAAAAAUUCAAGUAUCACUACCAACUUUUAGUUCAAGGACAAUAGACACAGAGCAGUUUUACAAGUUAUUUGGAUGUUUAACACCAUUAUCCACCACAACAGAGGAAAAUGGCUACAAAGUGAAGAAACCAAAGAUAACGACAAAAGACAUGCUGGAGGCACGGACUUGGGACAAAGAGAACAUGCCCUCUACCAGAAAACCGCUGGUGGCAGCCAUUGAUUUAGGUACCACCUACAGCGGCUAUGCAUUUUCCUAUAAACAUGAAUACGAAAACGACCCUUUGAAGGUCAGCUUCUGCAACUGGGCAGCAGGCUCCCGGAGUCUAUCGACCCUAAAUACCCCCACCUGUGUUCUGUUCAAUAAAGACAGGGUGUUCGACUCGUUUGUUUACGAAGCAGAGAAUAAAUAUUCAGAACUGGCAGAGGAAGAGGAACAUGAGGAGUGGUAUUAUUUCAAGAGGUUCAAGAUGUCUAUCUUUAACAGACAGGCAAGUUCAUCUCUUAAUCUGUGA